Molecule: messenger RNA, 750 nt
Organism: Lactuca saligna
Lineage: Eukaryota; Viridiplantae; Streptophyta; Magnoliopsida; Asterales; Asteraceae
Source: the annotation of a GenBank genome assembly
AUGUGCCGUGGAUUUCAGCAAAGCGAGAAAGAUCGUCUCUUAAAAAUCAAAGCUUUUUAUCUCUUGUUAUCCCUUCCCAAAACCCACAAACACUUGCCCGAUUCCCUCACUCUACAUUAUCUACCCCGGAUUAAUGGCAGCCCCUUGGAGAUUAACGGAUCCGUCAUCCGACCCGAUGCUCCGGCGUUUGUCACCCUCUACCGGGUAGUUGUGUCUGAUAAGGGUAAAGGGUCGGUUAUGUAUGGGAGCAGGGAGAAAGUGGGGGUGAGUGAAGGGGUGAGAUUUGAGGUUUAUUUGAGGGAAGAGAAGGUGGUGAAGGGUGGUUUCAGGAAAGAUGAAGAGGGUGAGUGGAAGAUGGAAUGCAGGUGUGGGUUAGAAGGGGAGAUGGUGGUGGAGAUGCAAAGUGUGGAGGUUUGUGUAGCGACGGAGGGUGAGGUGGAGGUGAUGAGGGAGAAGGUAGAGAUGGUGGUGAGGAGGAAAAGAGGGAGGUGUUUUGAAGGGUUGGAGGAGAUACUGGAGCAGGGGAGAGAGGGGGAGGAAGUGGAGGAGAAUUAUUGUUGCUGUUGUGAUUGUGGCGGAGAAGAUGACGAUUCGGAGGAGGAGGACGGUGGAGGCGAGGUGGAGGCGGAAGUGGAAGGUGUGAGAUGGGCGGUUGACGUUGGCAUAUGGGUCAUGUGUUUGGGUGUUGGUGUCGGGUAUUUGGUUUCAAAAGCUUCAUCAAAGAAUCUAAGGAGACGCAGAUUAUUGUAG